CUGAUCGUCAGAGCCUUUUUUUACUUUUAAAAGCAUUUUUACAACCUAUUCAGAUGAAAAGGUUGUAAAAAAAUGCUUUUAAAAUUUAAAAAAAGAGCACAUGCCAUAGCUGAUCACCCCCCACCCCCGCACACUGCUCUACUUACCCCAUGCCUCGUUUUGCAGUGCACUGCACGGGCGCAUGCGCAGCCAGAGAACCAGUAGUAAACCGACACAGAUUUCACCACUGCCUGGGACCCUUUCACAGUUACUGUUGUUGAGCUAGGUACCACCUGUUUUUUCAUGCCUAAGUAUAAGACUUAGGCAUUGCAUUUUCUUGUAGAGGACCAAAUGUUCAAGUCUGUCAAGAUCCUUCUGCAUUUUGAAUCUAUCCUCCAAAGUGUUGUCUAUCCCCCCAGCUUGAUGUCAUCUGCAAAUUUCCCUUCUAGUACUGGGCUUAAGAGUGGUGAAAUUCAGCCAGUUCUAUCCGGCUUGGGUGAACUGGUAGCGCCGGCAGUGAGAGGUUCCACCCACCCACCUGUAUGUCAUCACAUCCCAUUUGCGCAGAAGGCUCUGGACAUGCGUGGAGGAUGCGUGGAGGAUGCGCAUACACUCACAUUUGCAAACUGGUAGCGAAGCUUCCUCGUCGUUUCCUAGGCCAGGGGCAUACAUUUCAUCAGCAGAAUCAAAUUGGACCGAGAACAGUGUAGCCUCUGGGCAGAGUGGAGCCACAUCAGAUACGCUUGUUCUACGGCUUCUGAAAUGGCAGCUGCGAAGAUGUCCAGGGUGCCACUGCCUGACCUUGCCCAACGUCCCCAUUGAUGUCUACAUUGCCAUGGGUGGGAGCCACAGGCCACGAACUACCUGAAGACUCCCCCAGGUCGGCUCAAGUGCUGAGGCCACAGCGGCUGUCCCAGAAAACACACUGACAGCCAGACAACAGUGAAGCAAGCCACACAGAACAGUGACGCACAUUUUAAUAAAAGGACACCUUAAAAUGU
Molecule: messenger RNA, 980 nt
Organism: Ahaetulla prasina
Lineage: Eukaryota; Metazoa; Chordata; Lepidosauria; Squamata; Colubridae
Gene: FAM229A
Product: family with sequence similarity 229 member A
Exons: 3
Coding region: 581-847 (88 amino acids)
Source: RefSeq, a predicted model, not a curated record